GCCAAAAAGACGGAGCAAGCCUGCCUGCAGCUGCGGGCGGCUGCCUUUCCGGCGUCACCUGUGGCACAUAAUGGACCGUCACCGACUCUACAGCGAGCCAGCCCGACUAGGCAAACCCGACUGGGCAAACCCACCCAUCGAUCCCUGCAUCGCGCAUUUUUGCCCCCACGGUCAAAGGCCCUGCUUCCCUCUAGCCUCCAUGCUGCUGCCGCUCCUCCUUCCCCCUCUUUUCCUGCUCACCUAGACCCGACCGCCCUUUCAGAAUGCAACAGCAGCAACAGCAACAGCAACAGCUAGAGUUUCCGGGCACCUAGGGAGACAAAGGACGCCCGGUCUUCGCGUACGUCGACUCACGCCCUCCCUUGCUCUCUUGGCCCAGGCCCGGGCCUGCCCUGAACGGCAUGGGCGAACGGGGUAGGCUACGACUUAGCCCAAGCCUGCCCGGCCUAGACUACCGCAGUCCCCGAUUUCGCCUCUAUCCAUGUCAGUUUUGUCAUCCUUCCCGCCCUGGAGUUUUUUUUUUCUAGUCCGAGGAGUCAGCUGUCUGCUGGUGAUUCUCUCUCCUCUUUCCAAUAAAUAUCGUCUUCUUCCCUCACUGUCCUGUUCGUGGAAAGAAUUGUUUCCUUCCCUUCCCUCUCCCUCACCUCCACUCUGGGCGUGGUGUACGCCGCACAGUCCUGAAAGCCGCCCUCCUUUUUUCUUAUCCUUCUCCCCUCGGAUCCCCGGUCCGAAGGCUUCUAUUUGUGUCCAAUCGUCACGAAGGCCCCGUCUGCGAUGCACACGCUGCUGCUGCAUACCUAGCCCACCCGCUACCGAUCCCCGCUCCUUCCCGCCCCGGCAAUUUAGUAGAUUCUCGAGCCGCUCAAGGCACCAUCCAUUGUCACAACUCCGGGGCUAUCAGGAUCAACGUAAAAUUGGAGACGCCCACCAUGAGGGAAUCAAGAUCAACCACGGGGAGUAAACUCCCAACCAAACAGCUGGCGAUUUUAGCUGUGGCAAGAUUUGCCGAGCCCCUGGCCUUAACAUCGGUCUUUCCGUAUCUGCCAGAGAUGAUCUUGAGCUUUGGUGUAAAGCAGGAAAAGGUCGCACAAUGGGCUGGUCUGACGGGCGCCGCCUUUAGCAUCGCCCAGAGUCUGACGGCUGUACCUUGGGGUAUGCUUUCGGACCGUAUCGGCCGGAAGCCGACCAUUAUGAUUGGACUCAUGAGUACCAUGAUAUGCUUUCUCGUUUGGGGAAUGUCAACCAGUCUGGCCAUGGCCCUCACAGUCCGCUUUGUCCAGGGCGCCGGCAAUGGCAACGUGGGUAUCAUCAGGACCAUGGUCGCCGAAAUGGUGCCGGAAAGGGAACAUCAGGCUCGCGCCUUUUCCAUCAUGCCCCUCGUGUGGUCCCUUGGGAGCAUCUUUGGGCCUUCGUUUGGCGGCUUCUUCGCCCGCCCUGCCCAGCAGUAUCCCGGUCUCUUUGGGGACAGCGUUUUCUUCAACAAAUACCCGUUCGCUCUCCCAAACUUUGUUGCUUGCGUCUUCUUCAUGAUCUCCUUCAUUACUGGCAUCUUGUUCCUCGAGGAAACUCUAGAAAGCAAGCGCCAUGUCCGAGACUGGGGGCUGAAACUGGGCGAGAAGCUCACGCGGCCAUUCUUUAAGCGUCACCACAGCCAUCACCACCGCCAUGCGCGACCCUCCUUUGUAGACGGCGAGGCGACCGCGCCGCUGCUCCCGCGUUCGCCAGCCAGGUCGGUCCGCCGGCACAGCCGGAACCCGCCGCCCAAGAGGAACCUGUGGGACCUGUUCAACUUUUUGACUGUUAUGAAUCUCCUGUGCUACACCUUCUUGGCAAUGCACGCCGUGGCCUUUGACCAGCUGCUGCCUGUGUACCUCAACUACCCCCACCGAGAGCCGGGAUCCGACAAAAUUCAGCUCCCUUUCAAGUUCAAGUCUGGGUUUGGCCUGUCUUUCGAUAAGAUUGGCGCUAUUUUCAUGCUUUACGGAAUCAUAUGUGGAGUAAUUCAAUUUGUCGUCUUUCCUCCACUCUGCAACAAAUAUGGCGCCCUGAGGUGCUAUCAGCUCUCUGCAAUUCUAUUCCCGAUCGCAUACAUUUUAACCCCUUAUACCAGCCUGGUUCCCGGCGAGUACGGCCGGUUCCUUGCCCUGAUGGCUGUCCUCACACUCAAGGGCUUCGCCGGCAUCUUGGGUUUCCCGUGCGUCACCAUCAUGCUCACCAACUCGGCCCCGUCCCUGAGCAUACUCGGCACGCUGAACGGCGUCGCCACCACGCUGAGCGGCGUGGGCCGUGCCGUUGGCCCCGCCGCCGGCGGCGCCGUCUUCACCUGGGGCGUCAACGGCCGCGAGUACAUCGUUUCUGGCUUUUGGUUCCUCGCCGCCGUGGCUGUCCUAGGCGCCAUCCCUCCUUGGUUCAUGACCGAGGAGCCGGAGGUGAAGAUGGCCGACUCCGAAAGUAGCGGCUCGGACAGUGAUGAAGACGAAGUCGAGGAAGAAGACGACACUGCCUCUCUUGCUGUGUACUGCGAGGCGCCGAGGCAGCCUGCUGACUCGGGCUCCAGGGGAUAUGGGACGGUUCGAUGAAAGGAAGCCAGAACGGCCGAGCGUUGGAAUAGAAACAUGUUGAGAAAAUGAUUUCACCAGUUCAGAUCUUUGUCUCGGUUCUUUUUUUUGCUCUGUGGCUUGCCGGUUGGUAAAGCAAUCUUCAGCAUCAUAUUGAUACCUCUGCGACUGCUUUUUCGCCUCAUGUCCAUCUUUCUUUGUUGCACUCUGUUCUCGAGGGCUCGCCUUUGUUUUGUUUUGGGCAUGAAAAACCAGAAAGAUAUGCUGUGUUGCGGGUGCGUCAUCUACUCAACAUUUACCAUACACAGAAGGAGGCAAUGGGGCAUCCUCAAGAUUGACAGUCCUAAUUCCAAAAUCAUGCUACAAACGAGUCAAGUCGGAAGGGUAUAUGUGAUUGCCUGUCGAGGGAAUAUACCUGAGCUACUAUCUAUCUAGGCAGCCAAGCAAACGUACCGAAACGAGAAAUAAAAUAAAUCCUGGUCCUCUCUCUCGC
Gaeumannomyces tritici R3-111a-1 is the source of this 3051-nucleotide messenger RNA. RefSeq lists its product as hypothetical. Lineage: Eukaryota; Fungi; Ascomycota; Sordariomycetes; Magnaporthales; Magnaporthaceae. Gene Ontology annotation, biological process: transmembrane transport. Gene Ontology annotation, molecular function: transmembrane transporter activity. The record is from RefSeq and is a predicted model, not a curated record. The transcript is spliced from 8 exons. The coding region runs from base 930 to 2579 and encodes 549 amino acids.